Endocarpon pusillum Z07020 is the source of this 4239-nucleotide messenger RNA. RefSeq lists its product as uncharacterized. Gene Ontology annotation, molecular function: oxidoreductase activity; copper ion binding. The record is from RefSeq and is a predicted model, not a curated record. Lineage: Eukaryota; Fungi; Ascomycota; Eurotiomycetes; Verrucariales; Verrucariaceae. The transcript is spliced from 3 exons. The coding region runs from base 1 to 4239 and encodes 1412 amino acids.
AUGUUCCGAGUCCAGGGCGGACACAUGCAGGGCAGCCAGUCAUCCCGCUCAGGCAGCGGCGACUCGAGCUCGCUACCUGACACGACAUCUGGACCUAAGGUCGAUAACAGCCGCCAGCCAACAAUCCAUUAUGAUGUCGUUGCAUUUCCAAUCACGAUCUACUACAACCGGGAAGGGGAUCAUGACCACAACGGCAUGAUAUUCGCGCUGUACGACAACCUCCUAAUACUGAAAUACAUACGGGCAUUGGCGCGGGUGGGACAGCCGCGAACAGACGGUUCCCCUGACGACCUGCUGGAGGAUCUGUCCGCAAAGGCCUAUGAACGCGCCGGAAAGAUCGGAGUCGAGCUACCUGUGACGCCUCAGCAAGCCAAGCAACCGCAUCCGCUGGUGCGGCCGUUGGUGCUGAGGGCGCGUCAGGGCGAGAAGAUGACGGUCACGUUACACAAUUGCAUCCGAGACCGAGCAGUUGGCCUGCACCUCGUGGCCGGUGGAUACGAUGUGGUCACUGCAGACGGCUCGGACGUCGCUUCCAAUCCCUCAAGCUUGGCUCCACCCGGGGGCACAUGGGAGUACAUCUGGUCCUGUGAUCACGAAGGGGUUUUCCCAUUCCAUGACGGCGGCAACUACUCGGGCGACGAGAAUGGGACCAACGUGCACGGCUUGUUUGGUGCACUUGUUGUUGAGCCACCGGGCACGACGUGGCGGGAUCCCACAACCGGCCUCGCUUCACACGGGCCAGAUGGAAGCGGGCGCUUUGAGCAACUCGAUGGACUCUAUCUUGACGUGCUCCCUGCUGGACAGAGCCCGAGAGAUAUGCCUGAGUCGGACACGUCAUUGGCCGACUAUGAGUGGCCCCCGCCGCGGGAGUAUGUCUGCUUUGAAAAGGAGGCCCACCGCGAGUUUGUAGUCUUCUUCCACGACGAGCCUGAGUUUGUGCCCGCGCACGGCGCGCUAGAGCCGAGUCCCUGCGAUGCGCACGGCAACGAUCACCGAGACAUCGCCCACGGUGACGGUGGUGGCGGGCACGACAAUCUACCGAUCAUGCCCAUUUCAUACCGCGCCGAACCCAUGAUCAAUCGCGAGAGGACUCUGUGGCGGCUGCUUCGGACAGGACACCUUCUGGAGCGUCCAGUGCUCAACGAGGAGCAACACCACAGUUCGUGGAUGUUUGGCGACCCUGUUACUCCCAUUCUUCGCGCGUAUAUUGGUGAUCCGGUCCGCAUCCGCCUGGUCCACGCCGCAGUCAAAGAGACGCAUGUCUUUCAUCUGCACCUCUACGAAUGGCAUGCGGUGCCACAGGAUGCUCAAUCGCCGCGCAUUGAUGCUAUCUCCAUCAGCCCGCAGACUGGGCAUACGAUUGAACCUCUCUGGGGCGCCGGGAACCGUCACCAGGUUGCUGGCGACGUGAUCUGGCACUGUCAUUUGUACCCGCACUUUCAUGAGGGUAUGUGGGGUAUGUUUCGUACAUUCGAAACUCGCCAGUACGGCCAGGAUGGUCAGCACCUGCAGAGCGACGACCCCGUAUACGCUGGCCGUCGGAUCGGGCGCUAUCCAGACAACACGCGCAUUGACGCGCUUCUUCCUCUGCAGGGACGCAAGCCUCCACCUGCCCCUACCCCUGAUCAACCCGGCUAUCCGCUAUACAUCCCCGGGACCGUGCGACAGAAAUCGCCGAGGCCGCCCUGGCCUGAUCGCGAAUUCAAACAGGAAGAAAAGCUCGGUAAUGAUCGACCCGGCCAGCAGUUUGAGCUGCCCUGCCACGUCACGUCUCUUUUAGGGGCCGACAUGCCGCCGGACUUUGACUACCGCCCAUUUCCGACAGCACUUGAGAGGAAGGCAUUUAACGAGUUUCCGGUGCCAGGUGAACUGUUUACCCGGAACCGCCUGGCUAAGCAGCAACAGCAGGAGUGGGUCGACGACUUUCGCUUCAGGAGGAACACGUCCGCCCAGGUGUGCCACGAUGUUGUUGUUGCGCAGCGGCGUAUCGACUACAACAGCCACGGAUGGCACGACAAGCACGGCCAUCUCUACUAUCUGCCCACCGAAGGGGACCCGGGCGACCGGCCUGGCCCUAUUGAGCCACUCUUCUUCCGCGCGCAGCACGGCCAGAUCCUCAAUCUCACAUUGCGCAACGACACGCCGGAACGGAUCGAGGAGACGGAGUUUGACCACGCAUUCCCGCCCUGUGAGGCGCUGCCAUGGGAGGGUGAGUGCUCUCUCCACGUCCACAUGGUCAAAUUCGAUCCUAUCUGCGCCGACGGUGCGAGUGUGGGCUGGAACUACAUGAGCGGAGCCAGGCACGGCCGCAAGAUGGUGUACCGUUGGUGGGCGGAUCAGGAAAACACGGGCUCUUUGGUGGCCUCCUCGUUGAACCCGCCGGCUCGAGCUUCCUCCACCACAUUGAGCCCGGUCGCCAAGCGCCACCCCAACGACAGCCGCGAGCCACCAUGGUUCCGUGAGUUCUGCAUCGGGAUCGCUGACUUUAUCCCCGCGUGGGACCGGCGCCAUCGUGCACUCAACCCUCCCGCCCAGCCCGGUGGGCACGGCGACCAGGGCGUGAUGGGCCUGCACUAUCACACCACCGUCUUCAAAACCUACGCCGGGGACCCCAUCUGGAUCAGGCUUCUGCAGGGGUCCCACGAGGAGUCGCAUAGCUUCCAGAUUCACGCCCUGCGUUGGGUGCGCUUCCGCGAGCAGAUUGACUCCAUCAUCCGUAACCAACAGACGACCGGCAUCGCCGAAGCAUUUACCUUUAUCAACCAAGCGCCUCUUACUCCCGGCGACUACAUGUACAAGCUGUCUGGAGCUGACGACCUGUGGCUCGGCUGCUGGGGAUUGAUCCGCGCAUUUGACCGGCCUCCUGCCGGCUCCCACUUCGAUCUCGUCACACUCGCUUCCGUCUCCACAGAUGGACCAGGCCAGGAGCAGAUUGAGGAGUGCGCAGCCUCCUCUCAGCCGUCAGCCCCCGCGUCGAAAGAACGCCGGUUUCGCAUCCAAGCCAGACCCGCGAACCUGUUGUACCGAGACGACAUCAUCGACCCCCACGCACUUGUCUACGAGGUGGUCGACCACUUCACCUCGCAUUGCCCGGCCAUCGAUCUCAGCACGCCGGAACGCCUUGAACCCCUUGUGCUCUGGUGCCAAGAGGGCGACGAUGUUGUGGUCGAGCUUAAGAACUGCCUACCUAACAACCUUCGCGUCGAGCCCUUCGCGCCCGAGGUGCCCCUAGAACGACGCGAUCGACCCGUAUCCCGGCAUGUGUCACUGCAUGCCGACCUCGUCACAUACGACGUGAGAAUGCAUGACGGAGCCACCAUCGGAUUGAACCCACCUCAGACUGUGCCACCCGGCCAAGUGCGGGAGUACCGCUGGAAUACCAGCCGCCCUAGCAACAGCCCUGAUCCUCUCGGACCUAUCCUGCUUCAGGACAUGGCCGACUUCCGCAACCACCGCCACCACGGCCUCGUUGGUGCCCUCGUGGUGUUGCCCGCCGACGCUAUACCACACCCUGUUUUGCCCGGUGAGGCGACAGCCGAUCUGGACGUCGAGCGGUGGCACGGACCACGCAUGACCGUAACGCGCAAUGGCGACGACCCUACAGGAAUAGGCGGUAUAACCGAGGAGAUGGUGCUGCUGAUGCAGGAUGGUCUACGACUGUUUCUCAACGCCAACGGCAAGCCGGGCUUCCCGCUCCCCGACCCCCCCGCCGAAGAAGCCGGUGAGGCAGAGCACGAAGACCAAGGCCAGAAGGGUUUCAACUACCGCACAGAACCCAUUGGCCCGAUCUUUGACCCACGGGGCAGCGAUUACUCACUCAAUAAAGAACCGGCCACACCAAUCUGGCAGAUGCCCGCGAGACGCAAGGUGCGCCUCCACUUAGUCGGUGCGCUGGACAAACCGCGAGCCCAUAGCUUCACUGUCCACGGGGUUGUAUGGCCGGAGCACCGCUUCCGAUCGAAUGCUGGAAGGCAAACAGCACCAAUGGUCUCCUCUGAAUCCGCCAUCACAUGCGGCACGGUCAGGACGUUCGAGUUCACACCAACACACCAAGGCGACCAUGCCUACCGCAAUGGCGUGCUCAAAUGGGCAGUACCCCAAGGCAUGUGGGGAGUUCUUCGCAUCCGCCCGGCUGAGGACAACUCCGACCACGAGCCGCCCUGCGGCUCCACCGCCGAUGGGCCAGGAUCAUUCUCGUCGUCGUCAUCCUCGUCGUCGGACUCGGCGUCGGACUCGUGA